AUGGGAAGUCAUAAAUUGCUGAUACUUUUUCUGGAUACCGCAUUAGUUAUGGAAUGUAUCUCAUUUUUGCAUAAUGCUCGGAUGUUUACCACUUCGACAACCUCGAAACCAGGCUGUUUGAUUUACAACGAUGAGCAGUUACAUAUUAUUAUGGAUCGAGUAUGCGAAAUUUGUCAUGAAAUGUAUUCACAUCAAUAUCCGAAUACGAGGGCCGAUUGCAGGUCAGACUGUUUCCGCAGCAAACAUUUUCACUCAUGUUUGGAGCAUUUUCGUCCUAUAAUUCCAUACGGCUAA
Messenger RNA from Loa loa (African eye worm), 294 nucleotides. RefSeq lists its product as hypothetical. The transcript has 2 exons. Bases 1 to 294 code for a protein of 97 amino acids. Lineage: Eukaryota; Metazoa; Nematoda; Chromadorea; Rhabditida; Onchocercidae. Gene Ontology annotation, biological process: circadian rhythm. The record is from RefSeq and is a predicted model, not a curated record.